This is a messenger RNA of Trichosporon asahii var. asahii CBS 2479, 672 nucleotides long. RefSeq lists its product as uncharacterized. Lineage: Eukaryota; Fungi; Basidiomycota; Tremellomycetes; Trichosporonales; Trichosporonaceae. The coding region runs from base 1 to 672 and encodes 223 amino acids. The record is from RefSeq and is a predicted model, not a curated record. The transcript has 3 exons.
AUGCCGCUCACCUUCCCCCGCACAGACUGGACGGGCGUCGGCUUCGGCUUCCCCCCCCAUGAAGAGGGACAGUACGUGUACGAGCUAGCCUAUGCGGCGUACAAAGCCAGCAUCGCCUGGAAACGAGCCGAGGAGAGCGGGGACUGGACCCUCAUCGACAGAUACUGUUGGCAAUUGUGCGUGUACGACAAGGCGAUUGAGCUACGAAGCGGGUACGAACCCCCCCCCGCCCGUCGGCCGAUCAUGACCUACGCAGACUGGGAAGAAGAUAUGGACGAGCUGAUCGGGGGCGUAUACGACGUCCAGGCCCGGGCAGGCAUACCCACGCCCCUCUCCCCGCCCACAGUCGCGGAGAUCCAGCCCUUCAUCCUCGCCGCACUCCGGUACAGGGCCCGCGCAACGACACUGCUCGACGACGAAGUACCCCCGCGCGUAGCGCGGCCGUUCGAGCUGAGCGAAUUGGGCCGCUUCGCAGCCAUGUAUCACAACUUCAUCCACGUCGAGGAGUGGGAGGACGAGGAGGGGAAUCCGCGCACGAGGCGGCGGCGUAUCGAGGAGAAGCGGUAUCCUGAGCCCUGCUACGAGACCGAGCCCGCCGAGCCCGCCGAGCCUGCAGAGCCCGCAGAGCCCACAGAAUCGGCCGAGGCCGCGGAAUCGCUAGCCGCCCCUUAG